UGGGGUGUUGUGGAUCCGUGUAGCAAAGAAAUCUUGAGUGGGAGUUGUCGGGCGAAUUUGUUUUGUGUUGUGUUAUCUAUCGAUUGGCACCGGUCAUCGAUCCGUCAGCCGAAGCCAUGCCCGGGAUAGAGAAGCUGCCAAUCGAGGAAACUCUGGAGGACAGUCCGCAGACACGUUCUCUACUGGGAGUGUUUGAGGAAGAUGCUGCAGCGAUCUCCAACUACUCUUCACAGCUCUAUCAGGCCAUGCAGAGGAUCUGUGAUGCACAGAAUGAGCUGAGCGCUGCAACCCACCUGACGUCCAAACUGCUGAAGGAGUACGACAAACAGCGUUUUCCUCUAGGGGGCGAUGAUGAGGUGAUGAGCUCCACCUUGCAGCAGUUUGCCAAAGUCAUCGACGAGUUGAGUUCCUGCCAUGCUGUCUUGUCCACCCAGCUCGCAGACGCCAUGAUGUUUCCCAUCACUCAGUUUAAAGAGAGAGACUUGAAGGAGAUCCUGACUCUGAAGGAAGUCUUCCAGAUAGCCAGUGAUGAUCACGACAUGGCCAUUAACAGAUACAGCCGUCUGUCUAAGAAGAGGGACAAUGACAGGAUGCGGGCUGAGACAGUGGAGGACGUGUACACCUCCCGCAAGAAGCAGCACCAGACCAUGAUGCACUACUUCUGCUCCCUCAACACACUGCAGUACAAGAAGAAGAUCGCCCUGCUGGAGCCGCUGCUGGGCUACAUGCAGGCCCAGAUCAGUUUCUUCAAGUUGGGUUCAGAGAAUCUCACCCAGCAGUGGGAGGACUUCCUGGGAACCAUAGGAACCAGUGUGCAGAAUGUGCGUCGGGAGAUGGAGGAGGAGGUGGGGCAGAUGCAGCAGACCAUCCAGCAGAUGGAGACGUCAUGUGACCCGCUGUACGCGCCAUGUGACCCCGACCCCGCCCACUCACCUGUCUGUCGCAGCCUGACCAGGAAGCAGGGCUACCUGUACACCCGCAAUAAGACGGGCCUGGUGUCGUCGUCCUGGGAGCGUCAGUACUUCUUCACGCAGGGCGGGAACCUGCUGAGUCAGGGGCGCGGCGAGGUGGCCGGCGGCCUCGUCAUGGACAUCGACAACUGCUCCGUCAUGGCGGUCGACAGCGACGACCGACGCUUCUGCUUCCAGGUCACCUCAUUCGACGGCAAGAAAGUGUCCACGCUGCAGGCGGAGAGCAGGAGAGACUGUGAGGAGUGGAUCGCCACCAUCAACAACAUCUCCAAGAGGAUCUACCUGAGCGAGAACGCAGAGGAACUGGCAGCCAGAGUCAACCAAUCAGCUCUCGAGGCUGUGACGCCGUCACCGUCCUUCCAGCAGAGACACGAGAGCAUGCGACCCAGCAGUAAAGGGCGUCCAGGGCGAGCGAGCAGCGUUAGCUCUGCGAGCUCCGAGCCCUCGCCUGCCCUCUCUGCGCUCUCACUGGACGCCCUGGUCGCCCCGGAAACGCCCAUCCAGUUCGACAUCAUUUCCCCCGUCAGCGAGGAGAACACGGGACAGAGCAAGACGACACACGCCGGCAGGAGAAGUAACCCAUUUGGAGAAUCAGGAGACACAGCGUCAGAGGACAGUGAAGACUCCAUCCUCCACCAGCUCUUCAUCGUUCGCUUCCUCGGCUCCAUGGAGGUCCGCAGCGCCGAGUCGGCAGACGUCAUCUCGGAGACCAUGAGGCAGAUCCUGGCCGCCCGAGCGAUCCACAACGUGUUCAGGAUGACCGAGUCCCACCUGCUGGUCACCUGCGACUGCCUCAAGCUCAUCGAUCCUCAGACACAAGUCACUCGCCUCAGAUUUCCUCUGUCCAGUGUGGUUCAGUGUUCGUCCCACCAGGACAACAAGAGGCUGUUUGGUUUCGUCCUGCAGACUCCAGGCGGUCAGAGCGACGGACGGGCCAUCUGCUACAUCUUCGAGUCCAACAACGACGGAGAGAAGAUCUGCGACAGCGUGGGUCUGGCCAAGCAGAUCGCCUUCCACUCUGAGAUGGACCGUAAGGCAGUUGAGAGGAGGAAGGAGCAUGACAAGGCCAAGGAGAAACAGCAGGAGGAACUCAGCAAACAGAGACAGAUAGAGAAGGACCUGGAGGAGCAGAGCCGCCUCAUCGCCGCCUCCAGUCGCCCGGCCAACGCCCCCGCCUCUGACGGAAAAGUCCUGGUGCUUAGCAACAGCCAAUCAGAGGACAGCGACGCCGGGGACGAGGGCAAAAAGAAGGGCGAGUCAGAAGCCUAACAAAGGGAGGAGGAGGAUGCAUGUUUUCGCCACCCGGGGAAGCCCAGCUGGCUCAAAAAAAUCACGGAGGGGAAAACGCCACCCGCCCGGGCUGCUCGGGGUUCAGAAACAUGCGCUCCCUCUGUACCGGACUCUGUUGGGAAAUUUGGUGGCGGUCGAGCGUGGCUUCCUAACCCUGAAAACGGAGGUUAAAAGAAGCGCGCCUCCGUUGAAAGAGGAAGAGGGUAGACAUAUAAACAGUUAAAAAAAAGAGAAACAUAUUGUCACCGACUCCUCUUUGACCCUCGUGUAAAAAAAAAAAAAAUCUGUAUUUUAUACCAGCUCCACUACCCAGAAAGAAACAAGAGUAUAGAUUAACCUGUAAGUCUCUGUAAGUCUCCAUCCUUCUUUAUUCUGCUAAGCGGUAAUGACACAGGAUAUAACACAUAGCCUCAGAAAAAGCAGCAGUAACCCGGGACGUGAAGGAGACGCGUCGCUCAAAGAGGUUUGGACACGACUAAACGUCCCGUCCAGCCCGCCCCGCUCGCCCCGCCCCGCCCCGCUCCUCCUCGCUCGCCGUGGACGCCGCCGCCGCUCACUCCACCGGCCCUUUGCAGGAUCUCCCCAGCGGCUCUGUCCAUCUCCAGCGCAGGAAUCUGUCACAAUAGCCUGAGUCAGCGUCAGCCGCCAAGGCAUGCCCUCCUGGAGCUUGCAGGCUUCCGGUGCCUUGCUCAAAGACACUUUGGCAGGGUGGAUAUGUGGCUCACGAAAUUAAUUAAUGCUGGGGAGUUACAGGGUGUUACACAGGACGGCUUUCUCUGGAAAUGUGACACAACCUUAUUGCCCUCUCUAUCAACACGAUCAUAGAAAUAAUAUAUUGUAAAAAAAAAAAAAUUGGGAAAGAGAGAGCGGCAGCAGGGAGAAACGGAGUCACGGUUAUAUUCAGCGUUUGUUUCUGUAAUCAUCACGUCUCUGUAGCAGCUAACUGCACUAACAUUUGCGGCACAUGAAAACUACUUCAGCGCUUACUGGUCCGGCAGAGAGAUGGCAAGGAGGCAGAGCAAAGGCUACACUCUGAUCCUGGGUCAGUCUGGUGAUGUCGGAGUGAGCGGGUGCAAUAGGAGGCGGGGCAGGGAGGCUGACGUCUGGUCUGCUCUCCACAGUUUUGGCACAUAAGUGAAAACGCCGAGCUCUUCUUCAGCCGUCUGACUCAGAACACGUCCUUAACGUCGGGCCGGCCGAUGGGCUCCGUGUUUCGCUCGACGUCAGAAGUCAGAAACUGGCUGCUGGUCGAACGUCGGGGAGGUCCAGUCGUCAAGGCCAAAAAAAAAAAAAAUUCAGGAGAAACAUGGACGCCUGCAAGACUUUCUUUACCCAACGUGGACUCCUGUUCCCCAUGCAUCAGCUGAUAUUACAUCAAUGAAUAUUUAGCAACAUUAGCUUGACAGUCUGCAAUUUCAUAUGUUUAAUCCUCAAAGGAAUACUUCAUUGGGCAAAAUUUCUUUUUCCUGACUUUCCCAGACUAAGAUGUUGGAGACCAUUUUCACCUCUGGACGUCCAGUAGUUUGGUUCCAAUGGUAGCAUUCGUUUUAGCUUAGCAUAAAGACUUGAAGUCUGUGGGAGUCGUUAGCCUGGCUCCGUCAAGCUAAAAAAUAAACUUCUCCUAAAACAACUUUUUUUGUGUUUGUGUGCAAGUAAGACAGCGACCUUCAGAGUUGAAGUGAGGUUUAUUUUUUUUUCUCUGACAGAGCUAGGCUAACAACUCCCAUAGACUUCAAGUCUUUAUGCUAAGCUAACACAAAAUGCUCUCAGUCUAGGGAAAUCAGAAAAAGGGGUUUUCGCCCAAAACGUUGCAGUAUUCCAUUAACUCCAAAAGUUUUUCAAUAAAUAUAAGGUUAUGCAAUUCCAAAAAUGGAAUUGCAGUGUAUGUUGAGUUGGGCUGGGUGAUAUUAUCAAUAUUCUAUCCAUACCAUGAUAUGAGGCUAGAUAGUUGUCUGGAAUUGUGGCUUCAGUUUUUCCUGGUUUUAAAGGCUGCAUUGUAGUAAAGGGAUACAGUUUUCUGAACAUUUUGGGCUAUUGUAGCUGUUCUGCCAUCUCCCUAUUGCGCGGUCAUCAUGUCCACAUUAUUAAUAAUUGCUGAUCAUAAAUUUCUUGUGUGUAUAUAUCACCAGAAGUCGUCCCUACAGUGACGUCAUCGAGGUUUUCUGUCAAAGAAAUCACGGUCUUUGGUGUGGUCCACAUCGCCCAGCCCUAAGAUGAGACUGACAAACGUGGUGGAAGUAAUGCUGUGCGGCGUUUGUUGACGUGAUGCCGGGUCGCUGCAGUUCAGAAACCUCAAGUGUCAAGAGAUCUGAUCUUGCAUUUUUACGAUUGUAAAGUCAGGAUUUGUAACUUUCCGACGCACCUGGAACGCAGCGUCAGAACCCCGACCGCUGGCAUGACGGUAAAAACGAAACAUAACCAGUGCUCUUACCUAUCCUCUGUGUUUCACUUUUUAGUUUCAAAUAGUUUCAUUUAACAGGAUGGAGUCGUGUUCAGCAACCGCUCAUUUGUAACAAAGGUGGAGAUCUUGUAUUUCUACGUUAUUGCUGUUCUUUGCAUUGUCCUGAUCUCAGUGAACCAGGUGAAGGUCGUUUCACCUGUCUGACAGGAUUAUGGAGGUCUUUCUGUCUGUAUGGAAAUGUUUGUGUGAUAAGGUGGUCAGCUGAAGCCCCGACCCCCCUCUGUGCUUCAGUCAACAGAUAGAAACAAGAAAAAUUUGGGAUUUCUCCGUUUCCUGCAGUUGCUGCUCUUUCGGCUUUGCAGGGCAGGAUAUUUCCGCCAAGCUUUGCCUUUUGAAUCCCGGCCUUAAAAGCAGGGACACACCAGGCGACCUCUGGUGCAGCUCUUAUUGGGAAACGUCACCAGGCUGCCUCAAAAUUGUUGCUUCAAGCCUGCAGGAGCACCAAAAAGACGUUUGAAUAGACGUUUAGACCCUUUGCCUCACUGUUGCCACGUUACUGAACAAACUGAUGAGCAUCAAACCAGCUCUCAGGCCAUUUAUUGUUUAAUUCACAUUUAUGUUUCGGGACAGUUUUUUUUGCACUUUGGUGUUUAUUUUUGUAUUUUGACUCUUUUACUUCUCACGCUUAUGGUUUUAUUCAUUUUUCUGACUGCUAUGCAGAGUGAUUUACAGUGAUGAUCCACAGCAGAAUCGGCUCGAGUUGCUAGAUCGCAGACAUCGGAUUCGACUAUGUAUAGGUCAAAGGUCAACAGAUGACCUUUUCCAGCCAACUGGGGACACUAACUUGGCCUGCACGUUGCCAAAAGCAGAAAUCAAUUCCAGAUCAUUUUAUUUUAGUUCAUUUUUCUGUUUUGGGGGUUAAUAGGUCGUUCUCUCCAGGUGAAGGACUUGUUUACCUGUUGAUGGGAGCUGCACUUUACUGAUGCAGAUGAACACAACAUGAUUGAUAAUGUUGAACUGUAAAUAUUUGAUUGAUAUCAGUGAUCGAUGUUCCAGUGUCAUGGAUGAAAAAGGCUUUUCUGCAAUGAAUAAAGCACUAAUUCAA
Messenger RNA from Myripristis murdjan (pinecone soldierfish), 5767 nucleotides. RefSeq names its product adaptor protein, phosphotyrosine interaction, PH domain and leucine zipper containing 1 (gene appl1). NCBI's taxonomy places the organism in Eukaryota, Metazoa, Chordata, Actinopteri, Holocentriformes, Holocentridae. Gene Ontology annotation, molecular function: protein binding. Gene Ontology annotation, biological process: signaling. Gene Ontology annotation, cellular component: endosome membrane; cytoplasm. The record is from RefSeq and is a predicted model, not a curated record. The coding region runs from base 117 to 2240 and encodes 707 amino acids. The transcript has 22 exons.